UAGCCUACCGCCUGUCGACACCAACUUAGCAACAACACAGCAACGGGCACAGGAGCUCUGUCAUCUCAGCUUGAAUGGAAUGCCAUUCAAAUGGCUGAGCCUCAUAAAAUUGUCAUUCUCUUUGUACAUCUGUAGAUUACACCGCGGUGAUGGAUGUCAUUUGGAGAGGAUUCUGCACUUUUGUUCUCACAACACUUGUUUUUGAAGAAGUUAGAGGACUCAUGAUCAGGAAUGAAGAGCUGAGAAAGUGUGUACAGGUAGUAAAUGAAGGUCAAGUCAGCAGCAGGUUAACCCUGCAAGAGUGUAAGGCAGAUUCUGCUCUGCAAGAGUGGCGCUGGAACCCAGAGACACGCUCUCUCAGCAACCCGCAGACCGGAGGGUGUCUAACUGCACCCCAGAUCCAGGAGCAUGAGAGUGUUUGGCUGCAAGCUUGUAGCUCUGAGGAGGAGGAUCGUGAGGGCCAGACCUGGAGCUGCUCUAAAAAGGGUCUCCUGACAUUACACGGCAAAGGUCUGCACCUGAGCGUACGUCACGAUUCCUCCAAGGUCUUCCUUUCUAAAGAUCGUGGAAAAGGCAGCAAGUGGAGGACAAUGGCUAAUCAAACGGUAUGCGAGGAUACUGACAGCACACAUCAUGGCCAGAGUGUGUUGCAAGAGUCUCAGCAGACACUUUCAACUGGACCCCGAAUCCACACUCAAAUUCGCUAUUGGCAUUCUGGGAAUAAUGGCCAGACCUCCCAAAUAAAGUCCACUGAAGCAACACGGACUUCAGAGGUAUUGGCUGAACCUCAAAGUAGCAUAGAGCCCGCGGGACCUUCUGUUAAUGUUUUUACAACAGACUAUGGAACAGGCUGGAAAAUGACAAUGUUGCUUCUAAGCAGUUUUGCCCUGUUACUUGGGCUUGUGAUCCUUACUCUUAACAUUUACCAGAACAGGAGGAAGAAGACCGUCGUGGUGCUGAAAUCCUACACUCCGACAGGAGAGGCCAGUCAGCCAGGGUCUCCGGUGCCUAGUGAGAGAGCCCCUCUAACCCGACACCCUAUGAAACCUGCUCAGUCCCCCUCCAUCCAGCGAGGCGAGAUCCUUGUUGAAUGGAAAGAUGGAACAAUCACCCCACUGUUUGAAACAUAUCUAACCGACUAAACGGCAUUAUAUAUAGAAGAAGUGAGUGAGACAAAUGUAUGUAUCAUGCCUAAGAAAACUGACAGAACUGAAUUAUGGCUUUAUUAACUUAUUACAUUGAAUGCUUGAUUGUGAUUCUGCAAAUAUUUCUUGAUAAUGACUAAUGUCCAAGGAAUCGCUGCCUACUGUAUUUGUUGGGUAACAGUGGAAUAAGUGGGAUAAAGUUAUUUCAAGAAAUUAUCACAACUUUAACAGCAACAUAUUGAUCAGGGGCCAGUUGCAUAAAAGUUAUAAACAGUUUUAAAGAAAAAAAACUAACUUGUUAAACUAGUCUUAGCGGUUUAUGCAACCGGACUCCAACGCAAAGUGUUCCUGGAUGCUCUGCGGUUUCUGUCUUCUCACUUAAAAUCAUUCAAAAUCAAAUCAAUAUUCCAUGUGCUUUUUUCAGUUUUACGAUUUAUUUCGCUAUAAUGACUAUCUGACUGUAUGUUAUCCCUUUCAUAUCCAGCAUCUUUUUUAAAAAAAUCACAGACAUCUGUUGGGUUUACUGUGCUUCUGCAAGCAGAAUGCCAUCCCUCUGUUGAAUUUUGAAAAAUUGAGGUUGGGUUCUGAUCAAAGACAAUAUUCUGUACCUUGCCAAAAAGAUAUAAGGUAACUUCAGGUCAAAAACUGAUCAAACUUGACAAAAAAAUUACUGUAUAAUCAACAACGAUUGCUUAUCUAAUUUGCAUUCUGGCUAUGUGCGUGUAAAACAGGAAUGUUUUUUCUUGGAAAACAAUAAUACGUUCAAAACAUGCCUCUUAAAUGCACUGAUUUGGCAUUGAAGAAGGCCUCAAGUGUUGUGUUUGGCAGUUUUGGCGGUUGUGUAGAUUAUUUUUGAAUUGUAAAGGCCUAACUGAAAUAGUUUCUUAUCCUGAAGACAGUCGUUAUUAAUGUGAUUAGAAACUGAUGUAAAAUAUAUGAAAACCUUUUGUAUAAAAAUAAUAUAAUUAAAUAUCACAUGCAAUAUAGUUACAUUAGAAAUUAAUGUAAAAUAUAUGAAAAUAUUUUGUACAAAAAUAAUAUUAUUAAAUAUCAAAUGUAAAUCACAUGUAAUAUAAUUACAUUUAACAUUUCCAAUAAAGUAUUCUUGACAUUCA
Molecule: messenger RNA, 2260 nt
Organism: Megalobrama amblycephala (Wuchang bream)
Lineage: Eukaryota; Metazoa; Chordata; Actinopteri; Cypriniformes; Xenocyprididae
Exons: 6
Coding region: 150-1142 (330 amino acids)
Source: RefSeq, a predicted model, not a curated record